Colletotrichum karsti is the source of this 1545-nucleotide messenger RNA. RefSeq names its product upf0183 domain containing protein. Bases 1 to 1545 code for a protein of 514 amino acids. Lineage: Eukaryota; Fungi; Ascomycota; Sordariomycetes; Glomerellales; Glomerellaceae. The transcript is spliced from 2 exons. The record is from RefSeq and is a predicted model, not a curated record. Gene Ontology annotation, biological process: Golgi to plasma membrane protein transport. Gene Ontology annotation, cellular component: trans-Golgi network.
AUGUCGCUCUUCACCGCGCAACUUCACCCAGGGCGGGCUCUGGGCUUUCUCGUCCUCGGAGCAUCCUUGCAUGAUAUCUUGACGCGACUGAAAGCCGAACCGCAACGUUUUCCGCAACUCGAUCUUGCCUACUCCCGCGAGCAACCCGUUCAAGAACCCGUUACCCUAACUCUCCCUGCAAACGGUAUCCGCCUGCGAUUCGAUGGCCCCGAACAGCGCUUGCGCUUGAUAGAGAUUAUCGAUUUCACAAAGAACCAUGUCACCUUCAAGGAUCGUGACCUGGUCAAGCCCGCAAACGCGCAAGGGCCGCCGUCUUCUCCUGUUCCCGGAGAAUCCAGCUCCGGCCCAACCUUCAGACACAUCUACCACAGGCUGCUCGGGCCAACAUAUGGCGGAGAGUACAUCCCACCCACGCCCGACGCCGCCGACAACCUGGGUAACUACAUACUUUCUUAUCCCGGCGUGGCCUUUACCUUCCGACUGGCCGAAUCCGCAUAUUCUCCCAACAAAGACGUUGUAUCGCUGCUGUCGUCCGCCACGAGCCAAGUGGCCACAUCCAUGGCCGUUUUCAGCGGAGACUCGUGGGCUGAAGCACGAGAAACUCUCUGGACUGAAAUCCUGCCAAGUGUCAAAACGGUUCCCGUGCUUCCAAGGGGGAAGGACGUUGUUCCAGACGAGAUUUCUCUGGUCAAGAUUCAUGGUGGUGGCAAGCUCCAACUGUUCCGGAAGUGGACCAACUCAUCAAUCUGGAUCAUCCUAGGAGAGACCAGUCCUCAGGAACUGAUUGCGGAGCUUGGCCCGCCCAACGCUACAUAUCGGAAGAACGACCAGAGGAUGACAAUACACAAGCUUCGGACGGCGAGUCACAGCCGUGCCCGGUCGAACGGUGUUGAUCUCAGUCGUCCGGACGACCUCACCGAUACUGACCAGUCGUCUGCGAACACAGGCUCAGACGAUGAUAACGACGAGGCUGUCGAGGAAGAUAUCGCUGGCAAUGUUUCUGGAGAGUGUUUCUACAAUUACUUUUACCUGGGCUUUGACGUUCUCGUUUCGACACCUUCUCCCCCGUCAAGACCGCCACCGGCUCAGAAUGAGUCUCAGGUGCCGCCCGGCAAGCCCAUCAAGUCAGAAUCGCCAGAUCGUCUGGUUGCUACCAAGCUGGUUCUCCAUGGGAACGUGCCUGGGUCCUAUGAAUUCAACAGGCACCGCCGUUGUCGUUGGGAAGUCAGCUAUCUCGACGAAGGCUCGCCAAGUGCAACGGCAAACUCGGAGACCAAGUUCACUGAGAUCAAAGACAAGCUGAACGAACGAUGGAACAGCGCAUAUCCCGACGGAGACUCCAGGGCUCCCCAAAGAGGUAUGGUCCUCAACCGGGGAUGGGGGGACAGUCCCGGUAGCAGUUGUGAGUUUCUUGGGGGUUGGGAGGAUAGCGGCGCCAAGAGGCUCGAUGGCACCGACGAUUCAACCACUACUCUGUUUGGAUUCCCUGGUCUGGUGUUUGAGGUUCUCAAGAACGAUCAUGUUAAUACGGUCACGGUGUUUUAG